AUGAUCUCUCGCACCAUUUGUAUCUUCGUUGCCUUCGCCGCGCAAACACUUGCCCAGGACCAGUGUUGGACCAAAGGCGUGACAGCACCAACCGCAGCUCCCAACGCAUAUCAAAAAUGUCCAAACUCGAAUAUGUGCUGCCGAACGAAUGCCGAUGAUGGCGACAGGUGCGCCACAAGUGCCGACCGUGCCGGUCUUUGCAUAUCCAAGAACUUCGACAUCUGGCGUGAAAGCUGUACGGAUAAACAAUGGCGGGAUGGUAAUUGCCUACAAUUGUGCACAGAUCCCUAUGUGAGAGAUAAUGGUUCCACACUCAACCGCUCAGAAAGUGACUGGUUGAUCACACCAUGCGAAGACGGAAGCCUAUGCUGCGGUAUCCGCGGAUCAGAAGAGUACGGCGAUUGUUGUAGGGCAAAUAAAGGCGUCUGGCUGGAUAACUUCAAAAUCCUCUCAACGAAACCGGCAUAUGGAUCGUUGUCCUCCGGAUUCGCAUCGCCAACAGGCUGUCCGUCUUCUUCGACCCCACGACAGUGCUCUUCGUCUAACAACACCGGAGCGAUUGUGGGUGGGGUAGUGGGUGGAGUCGGAGGCAUCGUGGCGAUUGUGCUUGGCUUGUGGUUGCUGUUAAGACACAGAAAGCCUAACAGAGGAGCCAGGAGCGAAUUGCAAGACACUGGCGUGGUGCCGACUGAAAAGUAUGCGAUGCAACCUGGAGGUGGAUUGCCAUACCAUCAUGGACCGCCACCAGGAGAGCUUCCGAGCAGUCCUGCAGCAGUGGAAUUGGGUACCAUAUGA
Parastagonospora nodorum SN15 is the source of this 795-nucleotide messenger RNA. RefSeq lists its product as hypothetical. NCBI's taxonomy places the organism in Eukaryota, Fungi, Ascomycota, Dothideomycetes, Pleosporales, Phaeosphaeriaceae. The coding region runs from base 1 to 795 and encodes 264 amino acids. The transcript is spliced from 2 exons. The record is from RefSeq and is a predicted model, not a curated record.